Cladocopium goreaui is the source of this 777-nucleotide messenger RNA. NCBI's taxonomy places the organism in Eukaryota, Dinophyceae, Suessiales, Symbiodiniaceae. The record is from the annotation of a GenBank genome assembly.
AUGCCGCACUGGUAUACCAAUGUCUACUCUGAAGCAAAGGGUGGUGAACAACCACACAUGUCGGCCGAACCUUCUGAGGGCAGCUUCAAAGGUAAAGAUGGUGAUAUCCAGGAGGAAGAGCUUCCUUCACCAAGGUGGAGGACAUAUAGUGAACGCCUCCUUCAUGAGUUUGGAACUACUCCGGAGCAAGAGAUGCAGAUGGCAGCCAGUCGAAUGGCAUUGGCACGUGGAUCGCAAGGCUCCGUGCCAGCGGGAACGGUCCCUGUGGACCGUGCAGAAGCACCCCUUCCACCUGAGAAGGAAGCUUCUGCAGACAAAGGGAAUCUUUCUGAGCCCCUGCUCUCUGGACAGCCACAAGAUCCGCAAGCACCUGAUGCUCCAGGAAUCGUCCAAAGAUUAUGGGGUACAGAGACUGUUCUGGACAAGGACAAACCAGUCCGAAGGGCCAUUGUUGCUGUCCAACCAAAGACUUUGUACUCAAAUGAAAGAACUUUUCUGGAGUGGAUCCAUUUCGCAACAAUCCUUGCCGCUGCUGGCAUCUUGAUGUUGCACACAACUCAAGAGGCCGGACAUGUGGUCAUCGGGCGUUUGAUGGUCCUUGCAGCGAUUUUUCUAGUCGUUUGGGCAAUACAUGUUUUCAACUGGCGUGCUGAUGGUCUGGACUUGAAAGUUGACAUGAGCUACGAGGACCAUGUGGGGCCGGUGGCAUUGGUUGGCAGUAUUCUGACAGCUUUGCUUCUUUCAAGCAUACAUGCUGCUUACUCUUUUGUCCAAUGA